AUGAGGGUAUCGCAGCUGGUGCUACUGCAGCAUAGCUGUGGCUUACCGCAUGUCAGCGAACCUGGUCCGCCGACCGCCGAGGAUGAUGACCUGAGCCGCGCAGCCCGCCUCAUCACGCAAGGCGCCUUCCUAGACGCCGUACGAACUGUCCCGGCGAUAAAAGCCCUCCUCGACUGCAGCUCUGAAACUGAAGCCGUACAUGACGUGGAGUCGUACUACGCGCUCGUGCGCCGCCGCGCGGCGGCUGCAGUUGAGGAAGCUAUCUCAGCGCAAAGAGCCGGGGACGUGCGUACGGGCUCUGAAACCGCGUCUGAUGCAGCCGUCGCUCCGGAACCAAACCUGGAUUCGAAUGUUGGUGGUGUAGAUUUGCGUCUGGAGGCUGUUCUGGUGGCCGGAAUCGCCUGUCUGCACAUCUUCGGACAAAACAACCUCACCGGGCCGUUAUAUGAGGGCCCUCCACCCAGCCCACUCCACUGGUUUGCCUCGGCCGCUGUCGCAAGGCACGCAGCGGAGCCACCGCCACGGCCGCCACCCGCCGUCACCGCAGCCGCGAUCGCCGCCGCCGUCGGGGGCGGAAGCGCUGGCGGCGGCACCGCCGCCGCAGGCAAAGCCGAGGAGACGCACACCUGUACGACAACUCCGCCAUCGGGCUCCGGAACCAGCCAACCUGCGGACGGGCUGGCUGGUUUGGGUAUCGACUCUCUGAGUCGCGGCGACCGCUGGGCGCAGGAGCAGCUACAGCUGGACGGUGAGGACCUGGUGGGGCGCUGCCCCGCGAUUCAAUGGCUACUCCUCGCACGAGUGCUGUUGCUGGACAGCCUCAAUACCCACAGCACCCACACCCUCGACAAGGCGACGGCGGCGGCGGAGGGAGAGGGAGAGGAGAUGGAGGCAGCAGAAGGGAAGCAGGAACAGGGCGGUCCUGGGGGGGGGCCUGCAUCGGGGGGUUCCGGAGCCCCCGGUGUAUGCUGGUCUGAGUGGGUGUGGUGUUGGCCUUGGUGGGCCCUACGCUGUGUGAUGAGUCAGCAGCACGUGCUCGAGGGCCGCUCGCAUUCGCUGCUGUCGGAGGCGUCGCAGCUGAUUGCGGCGCUGGUGAGCCCGGAGUGUCCUUGGACCCACCAUCAUCCGGCUUCGGACCCCAGGCCCUCGCGACCCACGGGUCGCGAGCUCGCUGCGCUGGGCGGUGUACUCCACUUGGAGAUGGCGCUGUGCCAGUACUUGUACGGCUACGUGGAUGCCGGCCGGCAGUAUCUCGUACGGGCAGGACAGAUGCUGGGCUUGGAGCCGCAGCUAACGGGGGCCAUGGGAAAGAGGACGGUGCACCAAAUAGAUCCAAAGGGCUAUGGCGGGGCAGCAGGGGCCCAGUUAGUGGUGGUGACCUCGGAGUCUCUGAGAGCAGCCCCUCCCGCGGAUAGUACGGAUGAGCCCGUCGAGCUCUUGGGUAGGGCUAUCUGCAGUAAGCGGUGGCGGUGCUGGCGGCGGUACUCCCCUCCCGAGCAGGCCCUGCUGUUGGCCUGGGCCACCGCCGUGAAGAAGGGCAGCAGCGCGGAUGAGCUCCAGGGGUGGCAGAUGGCGCCCUGGGUGGAGGCGGUGCUGGGGCAGCCCCGGGGGGUGUUCAUGACGCUGGCAGCGGCCAAACUGAAUAAGACCCGGCAUGAGAGAACCCGGGGUCGAACCAAGGAGAGAGCGCUUCUGCAAAUGGAUCAACUCACGGAGGCUGUUACGGGGCUGCCGCCGCCGCCGCCGCCAGCGGCAGCGGCAGAGGUGGCGGCGGCCGACGGCAGUACCAGGGAGUUGGAGGAGCCUGAGUCGUCCUCCUCCUCAGCCCCCGCCGCCUCGGGGGGGUCCGCCGCCACCGCCAGCGCUGCGGUGGAUGCGACGGCUGCAUCUGCUGGAGCGGUUUCGGAGGCGGCGGCGGCGGUCUCCGGGCGACGUGCCGUACUGAGCUGGGCGGUUUGGUUUCCGCUGCAGGUUGGCGUCAUAAGGGCGGGAGGUGUGACUUGCUUGGCUGGCUGGUGCUGGCCUCUAGGGUUUUGUGUCAAGCUGAAGCGGGAGGCGGCCGAGCACUACGUGUCCAUGGGCCUAGUGGGUGCCGCCAUCCAGGUGUUUGAGUCCGUGGAGCUGUGGGACAGCGCCAUCACCUGCUACCGGCUUAUUGGCAAGAAGGCGCUUGCGGAGGAGCUGAUUAAGAGGAGGCUGGGUACGACACCGGACGAUCCGAGGCUGUGGUGCGCGCUGGGCGACUUGCACCUGGACGACAGGUAUUAUGAGGAGGCGUGGAGGCGCUCCGGCCAUCGCCACACUCGCAGCCAGCGCAGCCUGGCGCGGAGCGCGAUGGGGAGGAAGUGGGCAUGGUUCUCUGCCGGCUUCUGUUACCUGAAGCUGAACAAGCACCGCCAGGCGCUGAGGGUAGGGGGGUGGGGUGGUAGGAAGGGGGGUGAGGCGGUUUCUUCUUUUUCCUCAGCCAGCCAGUUAAAACUUCGUUUAGAAGCACGCGCAUGUAUUCUGGUUCUUUAUUGCACCCUGCUCACUACCUUGCUACCCUUCUGCUUCGCAUGUGCCCUUGCCGCUACUUCUGCUGCCUGGCCAGGCCGGCGGCAAACGUUUUUCCAGCUUCACGCCUUCACCCGGGUGACACAGCAGGAGCCGGACAACGGGGAGGCAUGGAACAACAUCGCGGCGCUGUGGAUGCACGUCGGAGGCUACAAACCGGCGUUCGCCGCUCUGUCGGAGUCUGUACGACACAAACGUGACUCCUGGCAGACCUGGGAGAACUACGCGAGAGCUGCCCUGGCCUCGGGACACUACCAACAGGCCGUACGGGGCCUGCAAACGGCGCUCAAGCUCAGUUCGGGUCAUCGUUUGUUUGUCGACGUGGCGUCCGGACUCCUGGACGUGCUGGAGGGGAGACCGCCGCCGCGGGACGGGGGCACGUCGAUGGCGGCGGCGGCGGCGGCGGCGGCGGAGGGGCUGCGAGGCGUGGCGGCGGAAGCGGGGGAGGACGAGGCGGCGUUGGGAGUUCCCUUGCUGCCCCUUCUGGCCGACAUACCCCUCAACCACCCGGACCAGCAGCUGCAAGCGGGAAAAGGGGGGGGAGGGGAGGCGGAGGCAGAGGCGGCGGUGGCGGCGGCGAAUCCGACGGCCGCCCCCCGCACCACCACCACCAGCAGCAGUAAUCCCCCCGCUGCGGAUGUGUUGCUCUCGGGUCGCGAGCGGGAGGUGGUGGUGGGGGGCCUGGGGGCUCUGCUCCGCGAGGCGGUGAACAGCCCGGCGGCCAGCGCGGCGCUGUGGGGGUGCUUGGCCCGGUACUGGGCGCUGCGGGGGGAGGUGGACAGCGCUAAGGAGGCGCGGAUUAAGCAGGUCCGCGGCCUAGCCAGUGGCGCCUACAAGUCGGAUGCUGCCCGCUUCACAGAGUACGGCGAGGCCUCCGAUGCCUUAUGUCGCUGUUACCUGGACUGCUACAAGCACGGAAAACCCGGUGCCCUAGGUACUCCAGGGGCCACCGUAGGGGUGUGCCGGUUUGUGAUGUUCAUCCGUCGUCUUCCCCGUGUUGCCCAUGACGACGCCCCUCCUUCCCCCUUUUCUCCUGGGGGCCUUAAGGAUCUGGCGGCGGGCCGCAUGCACCUGAGGGGGUUGCUCAGGGCGACGGCGGAGAACUUCGGCGACCACCCCAUCACGGCAAAGCUUCAGGCGUUGCUAGACGAGAUCACGCAAUUGGAGGACGAGGCCGUGGCCACUAGCAGAGCAGCAGCGACGGCCAGGAGCUGA
Messenger RNA from Volvox carteri f. nagariensis, 3768 nucleotides. RefSeq lists its product as uncharacterized. Gene Ontology annotation, molecular function: protein binding. Lineage: Eukaryota; Viridiplantae; Chlorophyta; Chlorophyceae; Chlamydomonadales; Volvocaceae. The transcript is spliced from 27 exons. The coding region runs from base 1 to 3768 and encodes 1255 amino acids. The record is from RefSeq and is a predicted model, not a curated record.